CCUAAAAAGCAAUCCAGUGAAGAAAAGGGCCUUAAAGAUAGGGCGAAAUUUAGGGCUAAGCAGAGCAUCAUGGAGGAGCCAUUGCUGAGGAGCAGCCAUGGACGCGCGGCGGAGGAGGUGGAUUCCAUUUCACGGCAGCGCGGCAUGGUCUCUUGCGGUGAUGGCUGCGGCCUAUCGGACCCGGAGGACCUGGCCAAGCGGCGCGCGACGACGAGGAAGCUGGUGAUCGCGAUUGGGCUCUGUAUCGUCUUCAUGAUUCUGGAGGUAGGGGGAGGGAUUAUAGCCGGGAGCUUGGCGAUCCUCACGGACGCGGCUCAUCUCCUCUCGGAUGUGGCCUCGUUCGCGAUCUCGCUCUUCGCGAUCUACGCCUCGGGCUGGGACGCGACCCCCAAGCAAUCCUAUGGCUUCCACCGGGUGGAGAUCCUGGGGGCGCUGGUUUCAAUUCACAUCAUCUGGCUCAUCACUGGGAUCCUCGUCUACGAGGCGGUCUCGCGUUUCUUCCACGACAGCCAGCCAGUGAAUGGUGGGCUCAUGUUCAUCAUCGCAACGCUUGGGUUGCUCGUCAACAUUGGAAUGAUGCUCAUCCUGGGAGAUCAUGGCCACGGCCAUAGCCACGGUCACAGCCAUAGCCACGGCCACGGCCACAGCCACAGUGGAGGAGGACACUCCCACCAAUCCCACUCUCACACUCACAGUGGAGGAUGCACUACUGUCGGUGACAAGGACAAAGAUCAUAAUCACGCUGACAGCGAUCACGACCACCAGCAGCACGAUCACGAAGAACACGGGCGAGAUCACGACCACCAGGAACAAGAUCACGGCCACCAAGAGCACGGCCACCAGGGACAGGAACAGCACGAUCACCAUGGGAGAAAAAGUGAUUCUUUUCUGAUACGUGUCGACUCGGAUCACGGCCCCAACCGUAUCAAGCUCGACAAAGAUCUGGACGAGCUCCGUGACCACGGUACGAGCAAGAACAGCAAGACCAGCAGCAUCAACGUGAGGGGCGCUUACUUGCACGUCUUGGGCGAUCUGAUCCAGAGCAUCGGAGUGAUGAUCGCGGGGGCGAUCAUCUGGUACAAGCCCGAGUGGAAGGUGGUGGAUCUGGUGUGCACGCUGCUCUUCUCGGUGCUGGUGCUGCUCACCACCGUCAACAUGUGGACGGAGAUCUCGGACGUGCUCAUGGAGAGCACGCCGCGGGAGAUCGACGCGACGAGGCUGGAGGAGGGGCUGCGGCGGAUUGGCAGCGUCCAGGCGGUGCAUGAGCUCCACAUCUGGGCGAUCACGCUCGGCAAAGUUCUGCUGGCGUGCCAUGUCAAGAUCGAGCGCGAUGCGGACGCGGACGAGGUGCUGCGCAACGUGAUCGAGUACUGCGAGCGCGAUUUUAAGAUCACCCAUGUUACCAUCCAGAUCGAGCGCGACUGAUCAACGUCUUCUCAUACCCAAUUGAUUUUCCAAUUGGAUCAUAUAUCAUUGACGCUACUGCCACAAACCACAAACACAAACACUGUCCUCUAGAAAAUAACCAAGCGAAUAAUCGAGUUUUUACCAACCAUUAGCCA
This is a messenger RNA of Selaginella moellendorffii, 1562 nucleotides long. RefSeq names its product metal tolerance protein A1. The coding region runs from base 70 to 1425 and encodes 451 amino acids. The record is from RefSeq and is a predicted model, not a curated record. Gene Ontology annotation, cellular component: plasma membrane; vacuole. The transcript is spliced from 2 exons. NCBI's taxonomy places the organism in Eukaryota, Viridiplantae, Streptophyta, Lycopodiopsida, Selaginellales, Selaginellaceae. Gene Ontology annotation, molecular function: zinc ion transmembrane transporter activity. Gene Ontology annotation, biological process: zinc ion transmembrane transport.